AUGUCUUCGCCCCGCACUUCCGUAUUCCGGCACCGAUACGCCCCUCCCCUCAACCUCGGUGCGACAUUCAGCUCUGGUCUCAGAGACAUGAGACAUCCUCUUUGCAUGCGAGCAGUCUUCUGGAAUUCUGGAGCUAGCGGAGACACUAGCGGAAACCCAAUUGUGCCCGCCUUGCCUCCUCAUCUCCACUCUACGGCGGCGAUGCCAGAGCCGACGCCAGACUACGGAACACAGCUUCGCAGACAAGGUGUAAGACAUACGAGACAUGCGAGACAUUCCCGCCCCGAGCACUCUUCGCUCGGAUCACAGCCAGUGAACAACCACGAGGCGAGCCAUGAUGUCACCUGA
This is a messenger RNA of Trichosporon asahii var. asahii CBS 2479, 348 nucleotides long. RefSeq lists its product as uncharacterized. The coding region runs from base 1 to 348 and encodes 115 amino acids. The transcript has a single exon. Lineage: Eukaryota; Fungi; Basidiomycota; Tremellomycetes; Trichosporonales; Trichosporonaceae. The record is from RefSeq and is a predicted model, not a curated record.